AUGGGGCCAGACGUGUCGAGACGCCGGGCCAAGUCGGGGGUCCUCCCCGUCAGGUUCAAGAGCCUCGUCAACGACAUGAAGAGGCUCACCACCCGCCGUCACGAAGGGAAGAAGAGCGAAGGUUCCAUGUCCGACGUCGUUUCCGUUACCCAAGCGCCCAGUGUUCUCAGCGUCCCCGAGCCGACCUCCGAGCCGGAGCUGGUCCCGCGCCGCUCUCUAACCGAGUCAGACCUUGCCGUCCAGCUCACUAUCACAUUCGACGAGCCGCUUAGCUACGCCUAUAGUCGCAACUAUGAGGCAUCGCCCUCGCUCCGAGCCACUGAGGCGCUAUGUCAGGGUCUGCUGAGACGCAUAGAUCACUGCUGCUACGAGUUGAUUACUCGGAAGGACUCGACCGCCAUGGAAUACGCAGCAGCGAGUGGAUCAGAUAAGCCGUUGAGAUUUGAGAUCCAGAUCAAUAUCAUUCAAGGCUGGUGUGACGUCUGGGCAUCCAGGACGUUCAAAUCGUAUCAGAAGCAAACCCUAUCAGCCGAAGCCGCAAAAGAGGUCAUCAUAUCGGCUCACCAGGUGAUAGGGCUUUUUUUAAAGCACCACGACGAAGGGUUUGUCUUCACAGACGGCCCUGUACGAGACGACCCGCGGCAAGAGCUCGAGAAGUUCCCUCAUCGCGCGGGCCGGGUCCAACCCAUGGCGUGCGUGCCGCGCUCCUAUUUCCUGGAGAAGACGCAGUCCUUCGAGUCUAUACCGGGAUACACGAUCAACUUUUCGUUUACGAGUCGAUGCCACCGCCGGACGCCAUCCGAAUGGCAAACGUCGGUUGAGAUUAGCAGCCGUCAGACGGCGCCCCUCAAUUCGGUAGAGGCGGAGAAUUUGUUCUUUGAGGCGUCGUACGCCCUGGAAAGCGUCUUGAAAACGGAAAGAGACGAGUUCAACGCUCUUCACAAUCAAUGUAUGAAGGUGGACGGGUGCAAAGAUUGCCGGCACCACGACAGCGAUAGUUUGGAAUUGCGAUUCUCCGUCGUGAACAACAUCGGGCCCCAGUUCCCUAACUUGGAACGGUCCAUCCGUUGUAACAGCAGUCUUUCUUUCCAUUCCAAGAUCGAGGAUUGCCUUGCCUUCGUUAACCAGGUGGAGGUUGCUUUCGGCACAAUGAACGACAUCGAGUUUAGGAUUACAGAGCUUCGCGGCCACGGCUGGUCGCUAGAUGAGCCUCUCCUCUUCGUCUUGGGCGCAUCAAACACACAUUCUCGAAGAGGUGCUCAAGCGAUAUUGGAUCGUGUUCAAGCGGGCGUGGCGGAUACCUUGCGAGGCAACGCCACGUCAGUCCGGAUGACGGCUCACAAACGCGGCCACUUCAUCCUCGACAAAACAUUCGUAUCGCGAGAGCCCUUGGAGCCAGCCGGAAAUAAGAAAGCGAAGCCUCUACAGAAGCCCGCACAAAGGCCUAAGGCUUACGUUCUGGACCGACUGCGGCAGCAUACUUCCGCGAGUGUUAAAGAGUCUGGCGGUUCAGAGAAGGCCCGUUCUACUCACACGGCGGAUAUCGCCAUCCCUGCGAACGGGCUCGGGAUUGCUGCGCCGGUCCCACUAGACGUUGCAGACACCCCCGACGAAUUUUCUCGCCCAGCAUCAGAGCCUCGGAGUGGCGCCGCGUCCUCCAGCUCGAGGAGCAUCGCGGAGAGAGAGGGAAGGUCAGGAAGCACAGCGCUGGCUCCCACACGUACUGGAAAUGACAGCCCCGAAACCUCCAGCACCACCCACGAACCUGCUCCGAAAUCGCCAACCGUCAUCUACUCGAAGACGGGCGCCCAAGACGCCGCCACCUCGGACGCCCAGGGGGGCGAGGAGGGAAAAAUUUCAGAGCAGAAGGCUAUCACAUCUCCCUUGCCGACGGGCAAGGGCGUACCGCAGGCAGCCCCAGCGCUGACAUCGGGCCCAAGAACCCCGAAUGGAAGCACGAUAGGCGUUGAGGAGAAGGAGGUACCCCACGUAAGGAACGCGGAAUCAGGAGAGUCGGGAUUGACGCCAGUCUACGAGCCCUCCAUCGCCUCGUCGACGCCCAGUCUGGAGUUUAGCGGAGACGAGUCCCCAAAUAGUAGCUUACUGAUCACUCCCAAGAUCCACCACAUCCGCGCCAGCGUAGACUACUCCAAGGAUGCGGCCGUGUUCGACAGCGACGACGAGGGCCACAAAUACCCCGACGGUAUCGGAAGCGGGACGCAUCAGGACCCGCCCAGGAACCAGGCCCAGCCGUCGCCUAUACUGCGACAAUCCCCUAGAACCCGCCCCCUGUCGCCUCUCCGCGCCACCCAUUCCGCGCAAGAACAGGGCGUGAACGGGGACCAGGAAAGCGAGGGCGCCAACCCCACAACCGCCGACCCGACAGAAGAAACUUCGACCGCUCCAGGCGCGCCGAACGGCGACGCCCACAUCCCCUCGAUCAGCAUACAAGCGCCGGGCGCCGCGUCCCCAUCGACGCCGUCCGCGGAGAAGGAAGACCCGUUUGCGGCCGGCGCAGCCGACGGAACCCCGGCGAACGACAACAACAGAACCGCCGAGCCAGCGGCCUCGACGCCGCGGCGCGCGAGCGGCGGGCCGACCGCCAGCACGUCUUCGUUCGCGCAGACGAAGCCGGACUUCGACUUCUCGAGCUCGCCGACGGCGACCACGACGUCGGAGGUGAGCUACUCCUCGUCCAACUACGACUACGCCACGCCCGUCAACAGCGGCUCCCCCAGCAAAAGCGGCGGCGGCGGCGACGACGACGGCAGCCCCGCAGAGGCGACCACGCCUCGGGACCCGCGCGAGAAGCACGUCCCCUGGCAGCGGCCGCCGCGCGAGCCGAGCCCGAGCCCGAGCCCGCGCCGGGCGCUGCACUCGCAGCGCAGCGUGUUCGGCAGCGCCGGGUACCUCGGCCUCCACGAGCAGGCGCAGCCGUCCGUGUUCGGCGGCGCCGUCGUGGACCUGCGGUCGGCGCUGCUGCGCUCGUCGCAGCGCGGCGCCUCGUCGUCCGCCGCGGCGGCUCCGCCCGCCGACGCUGUCGACGCCGACGCCGACUUGGACGUCGAGACGAGGCUGCCCGGGACCGCGAUGUGAUCGUGUCUAUCCGCGCAGAGAAGAGAAGAGGCGAGUGUGGGGACGACGAGAGACGGGCCGGGAACGGGGGUGUCGGUGGGGAUACCAAAAGUCGUUCCUUACUCUAAUUCAGCAGCUCUCCGCUGGGAAAGUUCCUUUGUAGCUCCUUUUUUUUUUCUUUUGUAUUCCGGAUGGACGAGGAUCGACGUCUCUUGCUUUCGAUCUCCUCGGUAUAUAUAUAUCUAUGUCAUCAUCUACUGUACAGAAGCAUAUUGUCGGGGCCGCGAGAAGUCGGGAAUAAGGGGGGGAGGCGACAGGGACGGUCAUUCAGCUUGGCCACCACGCAAAGCAACCAAGGGGGAGGAAGAAAAGAAGAAGGGACAGGUCACACGACAGAUAUAUAUAUAUAGGUAUAACAGGCAAGCAAGCUAUAGCUUGGGGGGGGGGACACCGGCGAUGGCCUGGUAAAACUAGUUGUACCAUAUUUAAUUUAAAAAAAAAAAAAGAGAGAGAAUAUAUACUAUCUAGGAUGCCG
Messenger RNA from Durotheca rogersii, 3610 nucleotides. RefSeq lists its product as uncharacterized. Bases 1 to 3096 code for a protein of 1031 amino acids. NCBI's taxonomy places the organism in Eukaryota, Fungi, Ascomycota, Sordariomycetes, Xylariales, Xylariaceae. The record is from RefSeq and is a predicted model, not a curated record. The transcript is spliced from 7 exons.